This is a messenger RNA of Lampris incognitus (smalleye Pacific opah), 3939 nucleotides long. Its product is annotated as histone-lysine N-methyltransferase SETDB1-A-like. NCBI's taxonomy places the organism in Eukaryota, Metazoa, Chordata, Actinopteri, Lampriformes, Lampridae. The transcript is spliced from 19 exons. Gene Ontology annotation, molecular function: DNA binding; zinc ion binding; histone H3K9 methyltransferase activity. The record is from RefSeq and is a predicted model, not a curated record. Gene Ontology annotation, cellular component: nucleus. Bases 1 to 3237 code for a protein of 1078 amino acids. Gene Ontology annotation, biological process: negative regulation of gene expression; heterochromatin organization.
AUGGCAAAGGGUGAUGGUGACGAUAAGGAGAAAACUAAAAAAGGAGCAAUUGUGGACAGCGAUGAUGGGGAUGAAAUGGAAAUGACAAACGAUGAGCUCCAGAUGUGGAUCAGUGAGUGGGUGGAGAAGAGCAAGCUGUUGAACCUGGCUGAUCAGAAGAGAAGCCAGCUGCAGUCACUGCUGGAGAAGAGGGAAAAACGGGUGGCUGCCUUGCUGAAACUCUGCAAGUCAGUAGCAGAAUGUGAAGCUGUCACAAAGAAGCUGUACAGUCUGCUCGGGUGGGAGUACAAAGAUGAGGAUUCUGAUGAUGAAAAAGCAGGCAGUCCAAACCCUGCUGCUGUUAAUACUGAUGAUGAUAAUGACAGCGCGGUCAUGGACUGUGAUGAUAUGCCUCAAUCCCCAUGUGAGGAUAUUUCCUCCGAGACUGAUGCGCCCAGCUCUCUGAUCCCUGACAGCCCUACCCUCCGCCCAAUGUGCACCCAGAUCAUUAACACUCAGGAUUCAGAUAAAGGUGAAACACUGCCGAGGGAUGAGGCUUCUAGUUCUCCUGCUAUAAAGAGGCGUGCGGUGGUUAAGUUGACCAGACUUUCUGAGGAUGAGAUUCGGAAUGCUCUUCGUUCACUGACGCCUGGACAGUACAGCAGCGAAGAAGAAGAAGAAGAAGAAGAAGAAGAAGAAGAAGAAGAAGAAGAAGACGACGACUUGAGCAGCUGUGAUUCUGAUAAUUUCUGGGAACCAAAAAAUAAAUCUAAUGUUUCAGAUUACUCAAACUUUGAGAACAAAUUAAAAAAACCGAAAGUGAGUGUUGCAGAUAACACAAUCAAAUCUCAACAAAAUGUAAAUACUGAUGCUAUAGCCACCCAGUUAAAGAAAGAAAUCAAAACUGAAUUACCAGUGAAAGAAACUUGUGAUGCUACGCAAAGGACAAAUAAAGUAACAGCAAUGGGUUUCGGGGGUGUAGUGUCAUCUGUUUGCCAAGCCCCCACCAAACAAGCCACAGGACCCCCUCCCGGCCUGUCAGAGGAGGUGGUCACAGUUAACAUGGCAGUCCUGGCCAAGAGGAUGUCCAACAAGUGGCAAAAGGGAGAAAUAGUGGCGAUCCCAACAAAGGAAGAUGGUGAGUUGAAGUACAAGGUUGAUUUCAGAGAGGAUGGGACCAGCCUGGUCUCUGGACAUCACAUGGCGUUUGAUCGUAUCCCGUCCCUGGAACGGCUGUAUGUUGGUGCUCGUGUGGUGGCCAAGUGCAAACAGACCAACCAGUCUACCUCUUUCUACUCUGGUGUGCUUGGAGAGCUUCCCAGCAGAAGGAACCGCAUGAGGUUCCUGGUCUUCCUCGAUGACCACACCCCGUGCUAUCUUGGCUUGCCUUCUCUUCACCUGGUUUGCAGACCAUUGAAGAAUGUUUGGGAUGAUAUUCCAGACUGCAACCACAGUCAUUUCAUUCAGGACUAUCUGACUGUCUGGCCGUACCCGCCCUUGGUCGAGUACAGGGUUGGAGAUGAAAUCAGCGCAGAGUUUGAAGGAGUCCAGAAGAAAUGUGAUGUGAAACAGAUUGACUGCAACUUGGUUCAUGUUGUUUUUCAGGAUGACCAACAUGAGGAGUGGAUCUACCGAGGCUCCAUACGACUGCAACACUUGGUCAAUAUGAAAGAACAUAUGAAGCUGGUUCAAAAAGACGAAGGUAAAGACUAUCCAGUCUUGAACCCCACACCAGAGUCAACUCUACUGACCACCCACACCAGUAAAUCUCAAGAUGGCGCCACGUCAACUCAUGCUUUAGCAAAAAACGCUUCAACCAGCAAAACUGAACAGGCAGUUGACUCCACGAAUGCCAGUGAAUGGAAGGUCACCAUCCCAACUCCUGAUGUGGUCACCUAUACCCCACAUGAAUGUUGUACUGCAUGCCUGGACCGCAUCAGGCCUUACUGGGACAUGAAACAGCAUCGUGGGCGCAACCCACUACUCAUUCCUCAGCUGUAUGGGUUUCGGCGCAUGUUAGCCCCUAAACAUAAUAAAAGCAAGUCCAAAGUGUCAUCCCAUUUGUACUACUGCAGUCCAUGCGGCCUGAACCUCUCCAGCAUUGCAGCAGUGCAAGACUAUCUAUACCAGACACACUGCGACUUCCUCUCCCAGGAGAUGUUCUGCCUAGACCCCCAUGUAUUUACCAGUACCACUUUUGAGACCCUUCCGCCUAAGAUCUACAUUCCAGACCUGGCUGAGGGCAAGGAGAACCAGCAGGUGUCUUGCAUCAAUGAACACAACAACAUCCGGCCCCCUAAGGUGGCCUACAGCAGUGACCUUGUGGUUAGAGGCGACAUCUCUAUCAACAACAGCCUUGACUUCAUGCCAGGCUGUGACUGUACUGAUGGCUGCAGAGACAGUGUGGCCUGCUCAUGUCGUCAACUGACUAUUCAGGCUACUUCCCUGAGCCAUGGGGGACCAGUGCAUACCAAUGCAAGCUACAAUCACAAGAGACUGAAUGAUCGUAUUAUUACUGGGUUGUAUGAGUGCAAUGCUCAGUGUAGCUGUAAUCCUCGCAUGUGCUCCAACCGGGUGGUACAGCAUGGCAUUCAGUUGCGGCUGCAAGUCUUUAUGGCUCCUGGCAGAGACUGGGGUAUUCGAUGUCUAGACGAUGUGGCCAAGGGCACCUUCGUUUGCACCUACAGUGGCAGAGUUAUACAUGGUGAGAAGAACACUCAUGCAGCUUCACACUUUGCCAAACUCAAUCUUAUAGAGAGAGUGGACAUUCACAAAGAGGAUUAUGAACCUGAGGCCUAUUGUUCAGACAGCGAAACAGCGCUAUCAGCUGAGAACCUGGAAGAGUCCCUGGAAGUAGAGAACAUUAAUGCUGGCAGUGGCCAUGAAGAUCCUGCAGAAACUCCAACCCGCAAAGGAAUAAAAUCUGGUCCUGCUGCAAAGGAAAAGAGACCAAAGGAGUGUUCCAACAUUGCCACUAAGGCUACCACCAGAGGUUUCUUUGAUGGGGAGGAUCUCUGCUACAUCAUCGAUGCUGAGAUGGAAGGGAAUGUGGCACGCUACCUCAGUCAUGAUUGGAACCCAAACCUGUUUGAGCAGUAUGUCUUCGUGGAUACACAUGACCUCAGGUUUCCCCGAUUGGCCUUUUUCACUAAAAAGCGAAUCAAAGCGGGCACAGAGUUCACCAUCGACUACAGAUCCAUAGGUGGUGUUGGAAGCAUUUCAGCCGCUCAACAAUGUCAUAGGAGCACCACAAAAUGACAGCACAAACCAUGAAGAAAGUUCAACUAUGUUCAUUUGUAACUGCAUUUAAAAAGGCAAAAAACUGAAAAUUUAAAGAGCCAGCGAGACCCACUGAAGAAGAUUCCACUUUACAAGUUGUUUUUUUUUUUGUCUUUCCCUUUUUCUGCCUAUUUAGUGGCCAAUCGCUCCCUAUUCUAAUUCAAAUACCCACCCUCGUACUGUAUGUGUUCGCCAACUGCAUCUCUCUGGCCGGCAGUCUUGAAGGAGACACCUCGCCACUUUCUUGACAAGGCGAAUCCAGGCCGAAUCACUGCUUUUUCCGACCCACCCAGAGACGCAUUCAUGUGAUGAACACAAGACAGCGUUGCCAAUUAUUGCUGCUUCAUCAAAUCCGGCCAUAGUCGGAUCUGACAAGACCGGGGUGUGAACCCCGGCCCCCAGUGGGCAACUGCAUCGACACAAAGCCAAUGCUUAGACCGCUACACCACCGCGGACCCCCGCUUUACAAGUUUUAAAGUGUUAAAAGACGAAAUUGGUCACUAAGUUUGUUUAUUCUUGGGUUUUUUUUUUCUGUUGAGUUUUACUUAAAUCUGAUGAGGGUCUAAGGAUAAAGGAAGUUUUGCAUUAAUGUGUGUGUGUUGCAUUUUGUGUUUGAUUUAGUAUGCAAUGUGAUUGUAAAAUUCUCUGGGACUAAAUUGUGAUUUUGUGGCAAAAUAAACU